Nicotiana tabacum (common tobacco) is the source of this 528-nucleotide messenger RNA. The record is from RefSeq and is a predicted model, not a curated record. NCBI's taxonomy places the organism in Eukaryota, Viridiplantae, Streptophyta, Magnoliopsida, Solanales, Solanaceae.
UCCAUUACUGAGAUAUGUUUAUUUUUCAAGGAGUUGUGUUCUAGCAUAUUGAAGGUGGAGAACCUAGCUUACAUGGAGAGUAACAUUUGCAUAAUUUUAAACAAGUUGGCAAAAAAUUUUCCUCUUGGAUUUUUUGAUGUAAUGGAACAUCUUCCAAUUCAUCUUGCGCAAGAGGCACGACUUGGGGGGCCAGUUCAAUGUAGAUGGAUGUAUCCUUACGAGAGGGCGAUUGAAAAAUAUAAGCGGACCGUGAAAAAUAGAUCCAGGAUUGAGGGAUCGAUAUGCGAGGCACAUCUGGCUAAAGAAACUUCUUUUUUCUGUUCAUAUUAUUUUGAACAUGAUGUGCCAUAUUUGAGAAAUAGGCCAAAUCGGCAUGAUGAUGGAGGCAUUACUGAUCCUUUGGCCCCACCAUUUUCCAUAUUCAAUCAACCAGGAAGAGGUCCAAAAACUAGUAAAAACGAAAUCUGACUGAGAUGGAGAAAAAGUCUGCUACAACACAUGUGUUGUUGAAUUGUCCGGAGGUCCAAC